AGAAACCCGGAAAAGGCUCGCAGAAGUGUUGUCACAAGAGAUACAUCUCUGUAGAUGAAAGGAUACAGACUAAAAUCUUCUCGACAGAGUUUAGAAAAUAUUCUACAGCUGAUUUUGCCAUUUGAGUUGUUUGGUUUUUAUUAUAGUUGUGUCACUGCGUUGCUAUCAUGAACUUGACGCUCGCGGUGAAGCAGUAUAUUUCUAAAAUGAUCGAGAACAGCGGGCCUGGGAUGAAGGUUCUGCUCAUGGACAAGGAGACGACCAGUAUAGUGAGUGUGGUGUACACCCAGUCUGAGAUCCUGCAGAAGGAGGUUUACCUGUUUGAACGCAUUGACUCUCAGAACAGAGACAGCAUGAAACACCUCAAAGCCAUUUGCUUCCUUCGUCCCACAAAGGAGAAUGUGGAGCACCUGAUCCAGGAACUAAGGAAGCCAAAAUACAGUGUCUACUUCAUCUAUUUUAGUAACGUGAUCAGUAAGAGUGAGAUCAAGGCUCUGGCUGAAGCUGAUGAACAGGAGGUGGUGGCUGAAGUCCAGGAGUUUUAUGGAGACUUCAUUGCCGUGAAUCCUCACCUAUUCUCCCUCAAUCUGCAGGGAGUUGCCAGGGGGCGGAGCUGGGAACCCACCAUGUUGUCUCGCUGCACUCAGGGUCUGACCUCCGUCCUGCUUGCUCUAAAGAAAUGUCCAAUGAUCCGCUACCAGCUGUCCUCAGACAUGUCCAAACGUCUCGCAGAGACCGUCAAGCAAAUCAUAACGAAGGAAUAUGAGCUGUUCGACUUCAGGAAGACUGAAGUUCCUCCUCUCCUGCUGAUUCUCGACCGAAGCGACGACGCCAUCACACCGCUGCUCAACCAGUGGACGUACCAAGCGAUGGUCCAUGAGCUGCUGGGUCUGAACAACAACCGGAUCGACUUGUCCAGAGUCCCGGGAAUCAACAAAGACCUACGAGAGGUGGUUCUGUCUGCAGAACAUGACGAGUUUUACGCCAACAACUUGUACAUGAACUUUGGAGAGAUCGGAACCAACAUAAAGAACCUGAUGGAGGAUUUCCAGAAAAAGAAACCUAAAGGGCAACAAAAGCUGGAAUCCAUUUCUGAUAUGAAGGCAUUUGUAGAUAAUUACCCUCAGUUUAAGAAGAUGUCGGGCACUGUGUCCAAACAUGUGACGGUGGUGGGUGAGCUUUCCCGGCUGGUGGCAGAGCGACAGCUGAUGGAGGUGUCGGAGGUGGAGCAGGAGCUGGCCUGUCAGAACGACCACUCCAAUGCUCAGCAGAACGUCCGACGGCUGCUGCAGAAUCCUCGUGUCGCGGAGCUGGACGCCAUCCGUCUCGUCAUGCUCUACGCUUUGCGAUACGAGCGCCACAGCAGCAGCAUCCUCCCGUCUCUGAUGGACGAACUGAGCAGAAGAGGAGUGUCCGAACGCUACCGCAGGAUGGUCCAGUCUGUGGUGGAGUACGGUGGGAAGAGAAUCCGAGGAAGUGACCUCAUCUCACCAACAGACGCCGUUGCCAUCACCAAGCAGUUCUUCAAAGGAUUCAAGGGUGUUGAGAACGUGUACACGCAGCAUCAACCUCUACUUCACGACACUCUGGAUCAGCUGAUUAAAGGUCGACUUAAAGACAGCCAGUUUCCAUACCUGGGACCCAGCAGCCUCAGAGACAGGCCUCAGGACAUUGUGGUGUUUCUGAUUGGUGGAGCCACAUAUGAAGAAGCUCUGACUGUUUACAACCUGAACCGGACCACACCUGGAGUUCGCAUUGUUCUGGGAGGAAGCUCCAUCCACAACACUAAGAGUUUUUUGGAGGAAGUGAUGUCGGCGACGGGUCACAGCGGCGGCAGCGACAGAGCACAGGGAAGCAGUCGCCAUAGCAACAGGCGAUGAACACAAACUUCCUCUGAUCAAAUAAUCUGCGCCAUUCCUUCCAUUUCCGCAUGGCUGUGUUUAAUUACAGUUCUGGAAGUUGUUCUUAAACACUGAUGUUGGUAGAGAGCUCAGUGGGACAGUACAUUAACAAAAUUCACACAAAGCAGUAUUGUGACAUAAACUUGUAGAUAUCCAGGACCUUAAUAGCAUACUAAUCAUAUGUUGAAGUGUCUAACCUGGUGUUUGAGGCAUGGUUAGAUCAAAUAAGUAUUUAAAUAAAACAUGUAUAACGUGAAAGGGUUUCAGCACGCAGGAACAUGAAAAGGCCUCUUAUUCUAUUAAAAAUAUAAAUAACAUUCACACGAUUUCUGCAGCUUUAACUCAUAAAAGAAACCCGAUGGCAGUUCUGUUUCACAUCAGAGUUCAGAAUCCAACCUGACAAACAUGAAAAAAAAAAUGUAUUUUCAAUUAGUUUGGAUAACCUUUGUUCCAAUCUUUCUGUUGGUAUUUAUUCAGACGUGUAACUUGAUUUUUUUCACCACUUUCAUCUGGAACAAAUCAACAAAUUCUGUCUCUUUAGUGCUUCUGUCCCUUUUUAAGUGUGUGUGCCUAAAUGUGAAUUUGAAAUGCUUAAAAUAAAAAUAUAACAAAAUAGA
This is a messenger RNA of Nothobranchius furzeri (turquoise killifish), 2518 nucleotides long. It is a transcript of the gene vps45, whose product is annotated as vacuolar protein sorting 45 homolog. Gene Ontology annotation, cellular component: Golgi membrane. Lineage: Eukaryota; Metazoa; Chordata; Actinopteri; Cyprinodontiformes; Nothobranchiidae. The record is from RefSeq and is a predicted model, not a curated record. Gene Ontology annotation, biological process: intracellular protein transport; vesicle-mediated transport.